Scomber scombrus (Atlantic mackerel) is the source of this 3500-nucleotide messenger RNA. RefSeq names its product transcriptional activator protein Pur-beta. NCBI's taxonomy places the organism in Eukaryota, Metazoa, Chordata, Actinopteri, Scombriformes, Scombridae. The record is from RefSeq and is a predicted model, not a curated record. Bases 28 to 990 code for a protein of 320 amino acids. Gene Ontology annotation, molecular function: purine-rich negative regulatory element binding; DNA-binding transcription factor activity, RNA polymerase II-specific; RNA polymerase II transcription regulatory region sequence-specific DNA binding. The transcript has 2 exons. Gene Ontology annotation, cellular component: nucleus. Gene Ontology annotation, biological process: regulation of transcription by RNA polymerase II.
AGAAACGGGCUGCUGCUGGUGGCGAAGAUGGCGGAUGGGGACAGUGGCAGUGAGCGCGGUGGCAGCAGCGGCGGUGGCGGUGGCGGUGGCGGCGGAGGGGGUGGCGGUGGAGGAGGCGGAGGUGGCAGCGGGUUUCAGCAUUACCAGCGGGAACCGGAGACCCAAGAGCUGGCGUCGAAGCGGCUGGACAUUCAGAACAAACGCUUCUACCUUGACGUGAAGCAGAACGCCAAAGGCCGGUUCAUCAAAAUCGCCGAGGUCGGUGCGGGAGGCUCCAAAAGCCGGCUGACCCUCUCCAUGUCAGUCGCCGCAGAGUUCCGCGACUACCUGGGCGACUUCAUAGAGCACUACGCCCAGCUGGGGCCUAGCACCCCGGAGCAGAUCGCUCAAUCAUCCGGCGGGGAUGACACCGGGCCUCGACGGGCCUUGAAGAGCGAGUUCCUGGUGCGGGAGAACCGUAAGUACUACCUCGAUUUGAAGGAGAACCAGCGCGGGAGGUUCCUCCGCAUCAGGCAGACGGUCAACAGAGGCCCCGGCUUCGGUGUAGGAGUAGGUGGCAUCCCUGGGUCUGGCAUGCAAGCCGGGCAGACCAUCGCACUCCCGGCGCAGGGGUUAAUAGAGUUCCGUGACGCCUUGGCCAAGUUGAUAGACGACUACGGCGGCGACGAGGAGGAUCUGUGCGGUGCAGGAGGAGGAGCAGGAGGCUACAGCGAGCUACCCGAGGGCACCUCCAUUAUGGUGGACUCCAAGCGCUUCUUCUUCGACGUGGGGUCCAACAAGUACGGGGUUUUCUUGCGGGUGAGCGAGGUGAAGCCCAGUUACAGGAACUCUAUCACGAUACCGUUCAAGGCGUGGGGCAAGUUCGGGGGAGCGUUCAGCCGCUACGCCGAGGAGAUGAAGGAGAUCCAGGAGAGGCACCGGGACAAGAUGUACGAGAGGAGAACCGGAGGAGAGGAGUCAGAGGAGGGCGACGACGUGGACGACGACUGAUGGAGGAAGAAGAAGAAGAGAGAAGAGUGGUUACAUGUGUGGUUUGAAGAUGACAACAUGAUGCAAAAAGCCUGGAGAUAAAUACAUAGAAACAAGAGAGAGAUGCAUGAUAUGAUGAAAAGAACUUUUAAAAAUGCUAUUAAAAAAAAAACAGCAGGAGUAAAAUUAUAUAUAUAAAAAAAGUAUAUUUGACUGAAAAUUACUGUCUAUAUAAGAGAAUCAUGUUCUAAAAAGUUUAGGUGGAUUUUAUAGCUAAAAAUUGAGUGCGGACUGCAGUAGUCAGCUCCUGUAUGAGAUUCCCCAUUGAUUUAUAUAUAUAUAUAUAUAUAUGUGUUCCAUUUGAUAACCUCAAACAUGUAGCCCAGCAAAUUAAGUUUGACAGUGCUCAAGACACAGCAGUAGGUCUCCAGUCCCACUUCCGAGCUGAUAUCUAAUUGUAAGAGCUCACUUGGUGCUGACCUGUAGUCUGUGUGAUGAUGAUAAUAAUAAGAAGGAAGUGUGAAACAUGCGACAUACUCAAAAACCAGCAGGUGCGUCAGUGGGAGUGAGACGGAGCGCCUGCAUCACUCACCAUGGCUGUGUGUGUUUUUCGUCUAUAAAAGAUUUUUUAAAAGAGUGACCUGUAAACAAACGGCUUGCCCCAGACAGACCCACAACAACACCCAGAACCUCGGUCUCAGCUAUAGAAGGAGGGGGGGGCAUCCUUGGCAUCGCAGGGCAUCCACUCAGCUCAGCGAUGUCCCACAAGGUGAUCUGUUACAAGCACACGACUCAUUUGGAUUCUCUGGACAAUCCAAAUGAGUCCAAAUGACCUCCCUCUCUCUGCCCUCCCCCCUCCUCCUCAUCCCUUCCUUCCCGUCCCUCCCUCCUGGAGCAUCCCUCAGGUGCUGACCUCCUGCUCCAAUAGCUGAAAUGUGGUGAUGCCUGCUCACACGUGGCAUGUUGUGUCUCAGGGCUUGGCGAGUCCCAUCCGUAAUUUUUUUGGGGGUGUGUGUAUAUCAGCAUCACCUGUGCCUGCACGUCAUUCUUAGAGAGGUUCUGGGUGCAGAUCUGGUCAGCCGCCAGUUGCUGCAGCCGAGACGUCUGUGGCAACUGAUGACGUCUCAAAUGAUGCAGGGCCACGUUUGACCCCCCUGUGACCCUUUUUUUUACUCAAAGGGGAUGCAGUGAGCUCAGGCCUCUCUAAUGGCACUAGUCACAAUUUUUCAAGUUAACGCUUAAUAUUGCCGGGCUUCAAGGGAAUUUACCUUGUUGACUUAUUUAGGGGUGCGCCAUUUGGAUCCUUUAAUCUUGAACUCAGACCAUUAAUGACUGAGGCAAUAUUCAGUCUGAUUGUAAGAAAAAUUAGGUGCUUUGGGAUAACAAAAACCCAAAAAAAUGGGGUGCUGUACCUAAAGGAAAAAAAAAAGAAAUAAAAAUAUAUACUGGAAGAGAUUUACUUACUAAAAAAAAUCAAGUAUAGAUAGAAUUAUUUUUCAAAAGAGAUAUAUUGAAAUAUGUCUUUAGAAAUAUGAGACAUUUAUUAGAUAAUGCUGCCUUAAAGUGGCUUAUUUAAAACACUAAACUUGGAUGCAACUGUCCAGGAUGAUAUUUCAUACCUGCUUUUUUUUUUUUUUUUUCCUAACAUUUCUUUUAUUCCUUUUAGAGGAAAAGUACAACAGCAGAUUGAUAACAAGAGUAUGUUAUAGCAAUUUCUAGAAACAACUUCAUUGAAGUAGUUUUUUUUGUUGUCAGCGAACACUCAGCACUCCAGUUCACUUUACAGAGCAUCGAGUUGUCCCCUCGUUUCAGUCCACCCGUUUUACCAUGUUUUUGUCCAUAAAUUGGCUUUCCAUCAGUUGCCAUACGACGCAAACAUUUAAAAAAGCAUCUGCAAUUAUCUACAUUUUUAGUGCUCCUUUUUAAAAUAAAUAUGAUCUUCUUUUUUUUUGCAUGCCUGCUCUUGCGGAGCUGCCUUGUGUUCUUUUUUCUUUUCUUUAUUUCUUUCUUUUUUUGCAUACUGAUUGCUGUAUGAUGGUAUUUAUCCAUAUUUGAGAAGAGCGGUUUUAAGUUUUAUUUCUGUAUUGCAAUGGAGAAGGAAGAAAAAAAACAAAAAAUUAAAGUUUACUUCUACAUAACGAUGAUGAUGAUGAUAGAUUAAAAAACAACAAAAAAAGCCACAAAAGUUCCCACGCUUCUUUUGGGGGGAAAAUGUCACUUUCAUUGUCCCACUUCCCUUUUUGGUGUGUAAAACCUCUCGUUGAAUUUUUAUUUUUACCCACUUCAACACAGCACAGAAAUGCCAUAUGAAAAAAAUAAAAUAAUGAACACCUGGGAGCAAUAGUUUUUUUUUUCUUUUCUAUUGAUAUAAAUAUACUAUAUAUAUAUAUAAUAUUACACAUGAGAUUGAACUACAUCCUUCUUCCUGUACUGUGUUACGUGAAAUGGCAGCUGUUUCAGUCAUGUGUGUUCUGCUGUAAUAUUCUACCAAGUUCCUUUCAACGAGAAAUAAAAAAGGUUUUUGCUCAGGA